Molecule: messenger RNA, 291 nt
Organism: Parnassius apollo (apollo)
Lineage: Eukaryota; Metazoa; Arthropoda; Insecta; Lepidoptera; Papilionidae
Source: the annotation of a GenBank genome assembly
AUGCGGGCUACCCACCAGCCACGCGGCUGUGAUCAAAGUCGGGCUGCGGCGGCUAGUAGCGGAAGUCGCAGCGCUGCAAGCGCACUGCCAGAGUGUCCGCUGCUGUGCACAGUACGAAAGCAAAGUGGAAUGCGGGCUACCCACCAGCCACGCGGCUGUGAUCAAAGUCGGGCUGCGGCGGCUGGUAGCGGAAGUCGCAGCGCUGCAAAGCGCGCUGCCAGAGUGUCCGCUGCUGUGCACAGUACGAAAGUAAAGUGGAAUGCGGGCUACCCACCAGCCACGCGGCUGUGA